AUGUUGAGACUCGGCUACCGCAACCACAGGCAUUCAUAUAGGCCACCCACCAGUGUCGUGCCUCUUGCUUUCCCCACCGAGAUCGUGCAGCAACAACAGCCCGCGCUCAAAAAGCGCAGAUUCGCAAAUAAAGGCUUUCAAGAGGAUGACUUCACCUGCGAAGACCUCCGCCACAUGCUCUGGGAUUACGCCGGCAACCCAGCACCGGCGUCAGACCUGGCAGGACUCACCACGAGAUGUGUCAAUAUCAUAUGCACCACCUGCACCACUCGAGUCAUCAAAGUCAACCACGAGCUGCGCAACGUCAUUGACUGGGAGUGGAUCGAGGACUAUCUCUUCGACGACUACGAGUGCUUCUACUGCGCUGAAGGAUAUUCCGCUCGUGCAGCGACUUAUCAUGAGGCGAAGGCUCAGUGGGAAAAUGAUUCCCGGUCCGUGGUGGAGAAGAUGCUGCGCAAGUGCUUGUAUCGCGAGUACGCUAGCGCUGACCCGUUGAAGAGUAAAGAGACCAUCGCAGCAAUGGUCGAAAACACCGUCAAUCCCGCUAAGGAGUAUGGUCAGAAGCACUCUCCGACUUUUGCUGAGCCACCUGUGGAGCCAGAGGUACCAGAGCCAAUGUGGCGCAGCAAGGUCGGUGGUAACGGCUCCAAGCGCAGUCUUUCGAGCCAGGCCAGAAAGUACAAAAGGGCCGCAGUUGAGACCGUGGAGGAGGAACCAUUCGAGAACCACAAUAACCCUGACGCAGAAGUUCUUUUGGAUGAGAUCUCCGACGUCACGACUACAGCUGCAAGCCAGCACAGCCGCGAUGGCCGGAAGGAGCGACCGCAGCUGAAUGCAAGCCAGCAGGAUCGUUCAGUACGGUCUGAUGCGGGAGGAAAGAGGUCGAGAGCGGAGUUCGAGGGUGAUAUGAAAGGUGUGAAGGCUGGACCGAGAAAGAGGUAG
This is a messenger RNA of Fulvia fulva, 942 nucleotides long. RefSeq lists its product as uncharacterized. Bases 1 to 942 code for a protein of 313 amino acids. The transcript has a single exon. NCBI's taxonomy places the organism in Eukaryota, Fungi, Ascomycota, Dothideomycetes, Mycosphaerellales, Mycosphaerellaceae. The record is from RefSeq and is a predicted model, not a curated record.